UCAGGGGGAGGAUGUGCUCUGCAAGAGGAUUUCACAGAAAGCCAAUAAGCAUUUUGUUUUUUGUUUUUUUUUUUGUUUAUUAGAGUUUCGGUGAGAAGUGUGUGACUACAUCGUGGAAGGGCAACCAGAGGACCCUGUGAGGUCCCCUGAUGCACUGAGAGCUGUAUGCUUGCAGUAAAAGGAGAUUAUCAAGGACCAUGGCAAGCAGUGAGAGCUUCAGUGUCAGCAUUUGUCAAAUGGAUUGUGACUAUGAGAACAUGGGAGAAGCUGAACCAGGUCAGGUAACCCUCCUCCAGAACAUUGCUGAACCAGCAGCCAGCACCCAGAGGUGCCCUGAAACCCUGCAGAUGGAUGUGAUUAGAGAAUGCACAGAUGAUUGCCAUAAAGCCAGAGACACUGAGGACAACAUAACUUCGGUUAGUCUGCAAACUUUAGCUUCAGACAGCUCGUCGAUCAGCAGCGACCACAUGAAAGAUGAGACCCUUAACACAGAGGGGAUCAGCUUUCUGCAGAGGAACUCCUGGUCUGCUGCCACCUUAAAGGUCCUCUCUUCAAUGCCGAGUCGCACUGCGGGGCCAAAUAAUGCUGCAAUAAUUUCCCAGUGUUCCCAGCACCAAACCAGACACCAGACUUCCUCCCAUGAUUCUCCUCAUCCCUCCAGACCAGUCCAGGUUGACUUUAGCGAGGUAGUGGAGGAAAUUAGUCCUGAAGAAAACAAAAAGGAGCAGAUGACAGCCAACCUCCGAGGCCUCUCAGUGAGUGAGGGCAUGCGCAAGCUGCGAGCCAUGCCACUUAGCCUGUCGGAUAAGAGGCAUCUCAGGCGACUUGCUUUCAGUGACGUAGCUAAAAGUUCACGCAUCAGCAGAAAUAUUCCAUGCUGCAGUAGUCUCAGUGUGUACAUUUCAAGGAUUUGGCGUCACUGCAUGUUCAGCUGCCUCCCCUUCCUCAGUUUCUUCCAGCUGUGGCAUUCAACCAUGAAGAGACUGAGCGGUCGUUUCGGAACUGGGGUGCUCUCCUACUUCCUGUUUCUCCGAACCCUCCUGCGCUUUAACUUCCUACUCUUCAUUAUCAUCGGUCUGUUUGUGGUCUUCCCUCAAGCCAUCCACCCCCCUCCUCUUUACGACUCUCAUCUCGACAAUUUCACUGGCCUUGAACUUCUCACGGGCAUGGGUUACCUCUCUCAGAGUGCGAUGUUCUAUGGCUUCUACACCGACACCAUCAUCAAAACUUGUCAGGCCGAUAACUCGACCCUUGGUUCCGUUGGUGAAUCACCUAAUAAGCCGAACUGUGAUCCUGACACUGCCCAGAUAGCGUUGUACAGCAUACCUGCAGCCUACUUCUUUACCAUUGCCAUCGCCUUCUUCAUUAUCUGCAUCAUCCUGGUGUACAGCAUGUCCAAGUCAUUUGGGAAAAGUUUUCAUGUCCUCAAGUCUAAUGGGAAUCUGGCAGUAAAAGUUUUCUGCAGCUGGGACUUUAAGCUCAGCAAGAAGACAUCUGUCAGAUUUCAGUCUGAGAAAAUCAGCACCCAGCUCAAAGAGCUUCUGUCUGAGAUGAUCAGCCGAAAAAAUGAGAAGAGUUGCAGGCAGCGUCUCUUCCGCCUCAUAGUGAAUCUGGUGGCAUGGGCUACAUGUCUAACUAGCAUCUUCCUGGGCACCACGGGAGUCCACUACUUGUCAGAGACCACCAUUAAGCUGGGUCCUGUUAAAGAAAGUGAGCUGCUGCUUUUGUCAGCAGUGGUGUCCGGCAUGAACCUGUUAUUCCCUGGCCUCUUCAACCUGUGUGCUUGGGUAGAGAAACAUGACUCACCCAGUGUCCGUGUCUGUGUCUCCAUCUUCAGGAACCUGUUGUUGAAGGUCAGUAUUAUUGGAGUGCUGUGUUACCGCUGGCUGGGGAGAAUUGCUGUGGAACCAGAAAGUCGUGGUUUACAGUGCUGGGAAAGCUUUGUGGGGCAAGAAGUUUAUCGCUUGCUCGUGAUGGACUUCAUCUUCACAGUGCUUUACACGUUUUUGGGAGAGUUCCUGUGGAGGUUCUAUUCAAAGAAAGUGCUGAAAAAGAACAGGAAACCAGUCUUUGACAUUGCUCGUAAUGUGCUUGAGCUUAUAUACGGACAAACUCUUACUUGGUUUGGGGUGCUCUUUGCUCCGCUGCUUCCUGCAGUCCAAAUCAUAAAACUGCUUGUGCUGUUUUACAUGAAGAAGAGCAGCCUGAUGCUCAACUGUCAGGCCUCCAAAAAACCCUGGAGGGCCAGUCAGAUGACAACACUGUUCAUCACUCUUUUAUGCUUCCCCUCAUUCCUCAGUGCUGCCGUGUCUGUCAGUUAUACAGUUUGGACGAUUAAACCCUCAUCAGGGUGCGGCCCUUUCAGGAAUCUCACCACAAUGUUUCAGUCAGGGAAGCAGUGGAUCCACAAGCUGGAGAAUUCCAACCCAAAUCUGUAUUGGGUCAGCUACAUCUACAACACUCUGGUGGAGAACCCACUGUUUUUAUUCCUUGCCACUGGAGUCUUUCUAAUGGUGAUUUACUUUCACGCUCAAGUUGUUGAUGGCCAAAGAAGAAUGAUCAGUCUGUUAGAAAAGCAAAUUGAAAAUGAGGGUAAGGACAAAAAGUUCCUCAUCACCCAAUUGCAAGCCCUUUGUGAACAGAAUAGUCUGGUUUCCCAUCAUAGAUAAGUCUGUGGCUGAACAACAUUCACAUCAUACUGUAGCAAUGGCAAGAUAUUAUCUCAGCACCGGCAAGCAUCGUUGCUUUGAUCUCAUCUGUGCCAAGAUCGUUGUCAGCAUGAGUGAAAACGUCACUGCCAAGUUGCCACGCGAACAAAAGUAAAAGCAAAACCUGUAACCGUAGAAUGUGUUGGUAUGAAAUACUUUCCAUAAUGUUUGAUGAGUCCUUAAUCUGCUGGAUUAACACAACAUGAAUCACUGGCUGUUAGCACUGUAAUGCAGCCAUGAGUAUUUAUUAAUAAAUAGAGCUCUUGGUGCACGUCAGGAUCUUUAUUUUUUAAUGCAUAUAUUUGUAGUUGUUAUUGUUAGAUUCUGUUAAAGUUCAUGAAUCGCGGUCUUCAAUGUGUUGCAUGAAAAGACAUAAUAAACAUGUUUGAAAAUAUCUGCUAUGUUACUGGAAUAAAGAACCCUCUUGAUGUGUUUUUGGCAAAUUA
Messenger RNA from Toxotes jaculatrix (banded archerfish), 3154 nucleotides. It is a transcript of the gene tmc6a, whose product is annotated as transmembrane channel-like protein 6. Gene Ontology annotation, molecular function: mechanosensitive monoatomic ion channel activity. The coding region runs from base 198 to 2669 and encodes 823 amino acids. Lineage: Eukaryota; Metazoa; Chordata; Actinopteri; Toxotidae. Gene Ontology annotation, cellular component: plasma membrane. The record is from RefSeq and is a predicted model, not a curated record. The transcript is spliced from 20 exons.